AUGCAGAUCUUUGUCAAGACCCUCACCGGCAAGACCAUCACCCUCGAGGUGGAGUCCUCUGAUACCAUCGACAACGUUAAGUCGAAGAUCCAGGACAAGGAGGGCAUUCCUCCGGACCAGCAGCGUCUCAUCUUCGCCGGAAAGCAACUUGAAGAUGGUCGCACUCUCUCCGACUACAACAUCCAGAAGGAGUCCACUCUCCACCUCGUCCUCCGCCUGCGCGGUGGUAUGCAGAUCUUCGUCAAGACUUUGACCGGUAAGACGAUUACCCUCGAGGUCGAGUCGUCGGAUACUAUCGACAAUGUCAAGUCGAAGAUCCAGGACAAGGAGGGCAUUCCUCCGGACCAGCAGCGUCUCAUCUUCGCCGGAAAGCAACUUGAAGAUGGUCGCACUCUCUCCGACUACAACAUCCAGAAGGAGUCCACCCUCCACCUCGUCCUCCGCCUGCGUGGUGGUAUGCAAAUUUUCGUCAAGACCCUCACGGGAAAGACCAUUACAUUGGAGGUGGAGUCGUCAGACACCAUCGACAAUGUGAAGAGUAAGAUCCAAGAUAAGGAGGGUAUUCCUCCGGAUCAGCAGCGUCUUAUCUUUGCUGGAAAGCAGCUGGAGGACGGCCGAACCCUGAGUGAUUACAACAUUCAGAAGGAAUCGACUCUGCACUUGGUGCUGCGUCUGCGUGGUGGUAUGCAGAUCUUUGUCAAGACACUGACGGGUAAGACAAUCACUCUGGAGGUCGAGUCUUCAGACACGAUUGACAACGUCAAGAGCAAGAUUCAGGAUAAGGAGGGUAUCCCCCCGGACCAGCAGCGUCUUAUCUUUGCUGGAAAGCAACUGGAGGAUGGACGCACUCUGAGUGAUUACAACAUUCAGAAGGAGUCAACCCUGCACUUGGUCCUCCGCCUCCGUGGUGGUCAGUAA
Molecule: messenger RNA, 918 nt
Organism: Pestalotiopsis fici W106-1
Lineage: Eukaryota; Fungi; Ascomycota; Sordariomycetes; Amphisphaeriales; Sporocadaceae
Product: Polyubiquitin
Exons: 2
Coding region: 1-918 (305 amino acids)
Biological process (GO): protein ubiquitination; modification-dependent protein catabolic process
Cellular component (GO): nucleus; cytoplasm
Molecular function (GO): ubiquitin protein ligase binding; protein tag activity
Source: RefSeq, a predicted model, not a curated record